This is a messenger RNA of Rubroshorea leprosula, 914 nucleotides long. The record is from the annotation of a GenBank genome assembly. Lineage: Eukaryota; Viridiplantae; Streptophyta; Magnoliopsida; Malvales; Dipterocarpaceae.
UAAGUUCCGAGCCUUGUGCAUUUGUGGGACCCGUCUCACGAGUGCACGGCGUCUGCUGCGCCCCGGAUUUGGGUUCUGGGGCGUGACAGAUUAAGUGGUAUUAGAGCUUAGGUUUGAUUAAGAUUUCGUGAUGUGAGAGCCUAGGUUUAAUUGAAUACCUAGGAUUUGUUUUGGACUUGGCUAGCCAGUGGAUUUUAGAAUCGUGGUGAGAUAAGUGAUGGGGUUAUAUAAGGGACGAUUCUGAUUCAUGUUGCCUGAAUUUUCUCAUCCAUUUCGAUGAGAUGGUGAUCUGAUUGUUCUUGUUUCUUGCCUUCAUACUUUGUGUGAAGUUGUGAAAGUAAUCUUGCCCGUUAUGUCCUGAAGACCUUGUUUUGAAACUUGGUCAUUUUCUGAUAGUCCGCACUUGUUUAGACUUGUUUCGUGAAUGGAAUUUUUGUGUGCUCUUUUGCCACAAUUUUGAAAUCUGGGGAGUUGCAGAGAUCUUUUGUGAUUGAUCCUGUUAGUCUCUACAGCAUAGCUGGUGGAGAAUUUGUCUUGUUUGUCACAUGACCAGUGGAAAGAUGGGCAACCCUCUACUUUGUAAGAGAUUCCAGGCUAUUUUAGCAAAUGUUGUGUGUUUUCUAGAUGCGUUUUAGGAGCUGGAUAACUUGGUUUGCCUGUGUAAUGAACUUACAUUUUUGGAUUCUGCACUUGUUUUUGUUUCUUGAGUAUCGAUGUCCAAAUAUAAAUUAUGCCUGGUGGAGUUCUUGAAGUUAGCUUGACAUAUGCUAACAUAGAAAAUUGCUUGAUAUUUGGUUGUGGAAUCCAUUCUGCUCUGUCUUCGAAAAUGUUUUGCUUUGACACUUGCUCGUGCUCAAGUUCUGAAUUUUAUGCUAGUUGUUAUCUCGGUAUACCAAUAUACCUGUUAAUUCUUG